This is a messenger RNA of Myotis lucifugus (little brown bat), 2097 nucleotides long. RefSeq names its product dihydropyrimidinase like 4 (gene DPYSL4). The record is from RefSeq and is a predicted model, not a curated record. Gene Ontology annotation, cellular component: cytosol; cytoplasm. Gene Ontology annotation, molecular function: hydrolase activity, acting on carbon-nitrogen (but not peptide) bonds, in cyclic amides. NCBI's taxonomy places the organism in Eukaryota, Metazoa, Chordata, Mammalia, Chiroptera, Vespertilionidae.
AUGAAUGCAGCGCUCGGCCGGGUCUUCCGCUGCGUGGAGGACGCUUUUGAGAACAAGACGCUGCGGCUGGAAGCGCUGGGCAGCGGCCGCCGGGCCCUCGGGCCAGAGAGCCCUACAGAGGCCACGCGGCGACUCGCAGGGACCCGGAGAGCCAGGAGGAGAUGGUCCGGAGGCCGGCAGAGGCCGCGGGCGGUGGGGCUGAGUGAUCGCCUUCUGAUCAAAGGUGGGAAGGUUGUGAACGAUGACCAGUCCUUUUACGCUGACUUGUACGUGGAAGACGGUUUGGUAAAACAAAUUGGAGAAAACCUCAUCGUCCCUGGGGGCAUCCGAACCAUCGAUGCCCACGGCCUGCUGGUCCUCCCAGGAGGUGUCGACGUGCACACGAGGCUGCAGAUGCCUGCCCUGGGCAUGACCCCGGCUGACGACUUCUGCCAGGGCACCAAGGCAGCCCUGGCGGGAGGGACCACCAUGAUAUUGGACCACGUGUUCCCUGACGUGGGUGUGAGCCUGCUGGCGGCCUACGAGCAGUGGCGGGAGCGGGCGGACGCCGGGGCCUGCUGCGACUACUCCCUGCACGUGGACAUCCCCCGCUGGCACGAGAGCAUCAGGGAGGAGCUGGAGGCCCUGGUCAAGGACAAGGGUGUGAACUCCUUCCUGGUCUUCAUGGCGUACAAGGACAGAUGCCAGUGCACCGACGGCCAGAUGUACGAGAUCUUCAGCAUCAUCCGGGACCUGGGAGCCCUGGCCCAAGUGCACGCAGAGAACGGAGACAUCGUGGAGGAGGAGCAGAAGCGGCUGCUGGAGCUCGGCAUCACCGGCCCCGAGGCCCACGUGCUCAGCCACCCCGACGAAGUGGAGGCCGAGGCCGUGUACCGUGCCGUCACCAUCGCCAAGCAGGCCAACUGCCCCCUGUACGUCACCAAGGUGAUGAGCAAGGCUGCGGCUGACGUGGUGGCCCGAGCCAAGCGCAGGGGGGUGGUCGUGUUUGGGGAGCCCCUCACCGCCAGCCUGGGCACUGACGGCUCGCAUUACUGGAGCAAGAACUGGGCAAAGGCCGCGGCCUUCGUCACUUCCCCCCCCAUCAACCCGGACCCCACCACCGCAGACCACCUCACCUCCCUGCUGGCCAGCGGGGACCUCCAGGUGACGGGCAGUGCCCACUGCACCUUCACCACUGCCCAGAAGGCCGUCGGCAAAGACAACUUCACUCUCAUCCCCGAGGGCACCAACGGUGUGGAGGAGCGCAUGUCGGUGGUCUGGGAGAAGUGCGUGGCCUCAGGGAAAAUGGACGAGAACGAGUUUGUUGCUGUGACCAGUACAAAUGCAGCCAAAAUCUUCAAUUUUUACCCAAGGAAGGGGCGAGUGGCUGUGGGCUCCGACGCUGACCUGGUGAUCUGGAACCCCAAGGCCACGAAAAUCAUCUCUGCCAAGAGCCACAAUCUGAAUGUGGAGUACAACAUUUUUGAAGGCGUGGAGUGCCGAGGAGCCCCCACGGUGGUCAUCAGUCAGGGCAGGGUGGUCCUGGAGGACGGGCACCUGUUCGUCACUCCGGGCGCCGGCCGCUUCAUUCCUCGGAAGACGUUCCCGGACUUCGUCUACAAGAGGAUCAAGGCGCGCAACAGGCUGGCAGAGAUUCACGGCGUGCCCCGAGGCCUCUACGAUGGGCCGGUCCAUGAGGUGAUGGUGCCCGCCAAGCCCGGGGGUGGCUCCCAGGCCCGCGCGUCCUGCCCCGGGAAGAUCUCAGUGCCACCCGUGAGGAACUUGCACCAGUCGGGGUUCAGCUUGUCUGGAUCUCAGGCAGAUGACCACAUUGCCAGACGCACAGCCCAGAAGAUCAUGGCGCCCCCUGGUGGACGUUCCAACAUCACCUCGCUGUCCUAGACCUCACUCAGUGUGCAGGGUGUGAGCAGCGGGUGCUGUCCCAGACAGGCGGCGUGGGGCUCACUCUCCCUGUUAGCUUCCCUUUGUUGAACUGACUUUGCAAGGUGCUUGGUCUCCCUUCCCCUCCCCAGAAACUCUCCUUUUGGGGGUCCCAGGCCCUGUUAUGAGGGCUGAGUCUGGGGAGGUGCCACUGCCAGGGACAGCUCAGGUUGCCUG